Molecule: messenger RNA, 2862 nt
Organism: Lolium perenne
Lineage: Eukaryota; Viridiplantae; Streptophyta; Magnoliopsida; Poales; Poaceae
Biological process (GO): regulation of transcription by RNA polymerase II
Cellular component (GO): SAGA complex
Molecular function (GO): transcription coactivator activity
Source: RefSeq, a predicted model, not a curated record
GAGAGUCAAGAGGAGGAACAACAAGUACAAUAUCGAGACCGAGACGGAACGGAGAACGGCACCAGCAACACAGCCCGACCAAACACAGCACAGCAGCCAGCAAGCCUCAAACCUCGCAUCACCACCUCCACCUCCACCCCCGUGGCAGCAGCAGCAAGCCGCCGCCGCCCCCCGCCGCCGCAGCAGCAGCAGCUGCGCGCCACUCGAAUCUCCCUGCUGCUGCAAGAGGGGCACACACCCCCGCGGCAGCACGCCUCGGCAGUCCGAGCAGCAGCGGCGUCUGGCUGGAGAUCGCUUCCUGCAACAACCCCUGCCUCCCCUCCUCCUCCGCGUCCGGCGGAACGCGCGCGCGUGCGCGAGCCAAGUAAUUUUUGCUGAGUGGGCUGCAUAUCAAGAGGGAUUAGAGGAAGAUAACAAUAUCCUCUGGAUAUCUACUUGUAGACAUUCUGGUUCAACUGUAUUUACAUGGAAUCUACUUCCUAAGAGAUGCCGUCGUCUAAGCCAUUGCCGGUGCCACUGGCACCAAGCCUGCAACCAUUACCAUCAUCUGCAGUACGACAGAAGAGUCGUAUUGACCUUUGUGAGAUCAAGUCCAAGAUUGCUAAAACGAUUGGGCCAGACCGAGCAAAGAAGUACUUUCAACAUCUGGAGAGGUUCUUAUCAUCAAAAUUGAGCAAAAAUGAGUUCGAUAAGCUCUGUCUUGUGGCACUUGGCCGUGAGAACCUCCCGUUGCACAACCACCUCAUUCGUUCUAUUCUUCUCAAUGCAUGUGCAGCAAGUGGGCCACCAGCUAUUAGUGCGCCUAAGAUAGCUGGGGAUAUCUCCAGUUCAGAACACACACUGGCCCCCCCUGUCUGGAGUGGUGACUCUUUGAGCAAGCAUGUCAAAGACAAACACUCAUUGAGCAAAAGUGUAAAUGCAUCAACACAACAUUCAUCUCUGACUUCUGUCGAGACUAUUAGUAGGGAGAAUGGCGCUUCAAAUUUGAUUGGUCUGAAGAGACAUACACACAUUCAGCAAAGUGAGCAUGUGGAAUCACUUAUCAAGCGAUCAUGUGUGAGUAAGGCACCAUUAGAUUUCCAUGUCUCUCUGCAUAGCAAUGGACCUUCUGCUAUUGAUGCUAGAGAAACUUUGGGAGAAGAAACUUUACGACGUGCCCAAGUUCCGUUGCAAGCUCCGAUUGGGAUUCAGUUUGGCGCUGCUAAUUUGUGUCAGACCCGAAAACCUUCAGCCCUUGCUUCUGUUAGUUCAGAUGACAGCUCUGUUAGUUGUUAUGACCAUGGUGAACUAUGUGAUACUUUGUCACUGAGGAAGAAAAUGGAAAAAACGGCACAAGAUGAAGGAUUGGAAGGGGUCUCGAUAGAGUGUGCUGAUUUGUUGAAUAAUGGAGUCGAUGUUUUUCUGAAGCAAUUGAUUGGAUCUUGUGUUGAGCUUGUUGGAGCAAGAUCUCAACAUGGUAAACUAAGCCAUGCGGCAUUGAAGCAGCAGUUGUCCCGUAAGCUAAUAAAUGGUGUAUCACUGCAAAAUCAUGCCCAUGUGCAGGGUGGCAUUAUAUCUCCAGGCACUACUAACUCGGUCACAAUACAAGACUUGAAGGCAGUGUCAGAGCUAAACCCUCGUCUGCUUGGGGUUAAUUCAUCUGGGCUACUUGAAAAGAUCAAUUCACAUGACUAAUUGGAUUGAGGGAGUUGGGUUUUUUUCACAUUUCAAGAUUGUACCAACUUGAUGCUGUCUCUUGCAGUCUUGCUUCAUGGCCGCUGUAUUCAGGUCAUAACUUGCUCGUGGGUGCUGGAACCUGGAGAAGGCAGACAGACUUUCUAGUUUGUGCAGUAUGCUGAUAAUACUGUAUCUAAUCUUCUGGGGAAUAUUUUGAAAUAAUUAAAGUUCUGCUUAUCUUCUAGAAGGCCUACAGAACUGUGCAGUAGACCCAUCCAUUGUCUGCAUCUAAGCACCAGAAAAAAGUCACAAGAACACAGAACUAUGGUGCAGGGCUCCAAACGAAUUGAGGAGCCAUGACUCUUUUAAAUGGUGCCAAGAUGCUGAUGGGUGGUGGCAAACUUCUCGGCGAGGGAGGAGAUUCACUUUGGACUUGUUGCUUCCACCACCGAAGACGGUUUUGCGGGGCUUCAGGCGGCUGUUCCUCGCCAUCAUCAUCUUCUUCAAAUUGUCUUAUAUUCUCGAGUCCAACCAGGAUUACUUCAUAGCUAGGCUUUGGCAAAAGGAUAAUCAGUGUCAGAAGCCACGCUUCCAGGAGGUCAUGCUGACGUCACCAAAUCUGUAAAUGGUCUACCUCCAGAAUCUACCGAAGUAUUUCUACUGCAAAUGACACGAAGUCUGUAUGGAGCAAAAUUUGGUUGCAAUUUCCUUUGAGCUCGUUGCUUUGGUCAGAAAAGAAGUGGCGGGCCUCUUUUCUCCAGGGUACAGAUUAUGUGUUUUUGGUCUGUUUACUCUCCUGACCUGGCAGGUGCCCAAAAAAAUUGCCAUCUUGCUGCCCCCUAAUCGCUAAACUGUAUUUGUUGGCAUUCACAUACAGAAGAAAUGCAGUAAGGCUCUCCUCUCAACAAACAUUACUGACCUUGUAAGCAUCCAAAGAGCUGUACAAUGAAUGUAACAUGUGUGAUUGUUGUAAAAAAUAAGAAAUGUAACAUGUGUAGCAUCACCCAAGAUACAGUUUCACUAGGAAAUCAUCAGUGUAACAUGUGUAGCAUCACUCGAGAUCGCUUUCAGUACUCUACAUGUGGUAGGAAAUCUAAUCAGAUGUUUUCACGAGGAAGCUCAGGAGAAGAACAUAGUUUCCCCAGGUUAUCUUUGGUCCUGCAGCUCUGAAUUUAAGCUUUCUCGGCCUACUUCCUGUUUUGAUAA